AUGGCGAACGGUGUAACGGCAAAUUCUAUGCGUGUGAGUGUCAAGGCGCCCGACUUGGGUGCGUUUCCACUCGACCACUACCGCGAGUGCAAGAACCAAAUUGAGGCCUACUACAAGUGCCUGAAAAGCAACGACUACGUUGCUCCAAUGUGCCGCGAUCAGGUGCGGGAGUACCUGCAGUGCCGCAUGGAUCGCGGCUUGAUGAAGUCGGCGGACCUCGACGGCUUUGGCAUCCCCACGACGGAGUUUGUCCCAACUAGGCAGCAUCGAAUAGAUUUAAAGCAGCAGUGGCUGCGGCAGAAGAUGAACCAGGUGACAGUGGUAUGGGAAGAAAACUACAGGAGGGACGAUCUGCAGGUGCCGGACGGCUACGAGCGAGACAAGGGUGGUGGUGGUGGUGAGGAUAAAAAAAACAAAGAGCCAUAG
Molecule: messenger RNA, 426 nt
Organism: Trypanosoma conorhini
Lineage: Eukaryota; Euglenozoa; Kinetoplastea; Trypanosomatida; Trypanosomatidae
Product: Cytochrome c oxidase assembly protein COX19
Exons: 1
Coding region: 1-426 (141 amino acids)
Biological process (GO): mitochondrial respiratory chain complex IV assembly
Cellular component (GO): mitochondrial intermembrane space
Source: RefSeq, a predicted model, not a curated record